Alnus glutinosa is the source of this 2371-nucleotide messenger RNA. RefSeq lists its product as uncharacterized. The transcript has 12 exons. Bases 270 to 1877 code for a protein of 535 amino acids. The record is from RefSeq and is a predicted model, not a curated record. NCBI's taxonomy places the organism in Eukaryota, Viridiplantae, Streptophyta, Magnoliopsida, Fagales, Betulaceae. Gene Ontology annotation, cellular component: membrane.
GCAUUUCAGACAACCCCAUUAGAAAUGAAUGAUAUAUAUUUCGAAAGAUUGAGAGUUGUUGCAUAUCAGAAGUGGAGACAACUCCUAUGAGAGCUGACAAUGGCAUCCUUCACUUGGCAGAAAUAUCUCUGCUUAAGUUUUUGGUUGGCUAUAAAGAGCUGAGAUUUGGAAUAUAGACAAGUUUUUUGAUCUGGGUGUUCAGAAAUUUCGCCGUGGAAGACUUUUGAAGCUAGCUGUUUCGAAGAAUCUUCAUUGAAAUUUAGAGUUUGAUGGGCGCCAUGAAAGGAAUAGAGCGGGUUUUGCCACUGGUUUUCAUCAUAACGGUAAUAUUAGCCUCCUCGAGUAUUCCAGAAAUUGCAGGACAGACAACCUCAUCUAAUAGCUUUGCACUAGGGAGAAAUUUGCUUCAGACAAACAAUGUCUCAGAACCGAUUAGACAGCUAGAUGGUACUGUGAGGGUGGAUCCUCUAAAUAAUUUGAAAAAAUACAGGGGAGGAUAUAACAUCACCAACAAGCAUUAUUGGAGUUCGACUAUAUUUACUGGAAUUUAUGGUUAUUGCAUCGGGGUGUUAUGGUUUUUGUGUGGGAUUGUAUAUGGAGGCUUUCUGUUGGCAACUACUUUUUGUAGUAAAAGUAGAAAGAGUGGAAAAUUGAGGAGAACAUCACCUUCUUACAAGCAGUGUGGCCUCUGGCCUGUUCUCCUUGUCACUUUCUUCACAAUUCUAGCAAUAGCUGCAUCUGGGUUAGUUCUAGGGGGCAAUGCAAGAUUUCACUCACAAGCAAAAGCCGUGGUGAACAUUAUCAUGAACACAGCAAAUGAGGCAUCAGAAACCAUAUACAACACGACAGGGGCAAUGACAGACAUUACAAAUAACUUGGGAGCAGCUGCUGUAAGUAAUGAUGCUUCUGUCUUCCUUACCUCCACAUCUGAGAAACUUAAUGUUGAAGCUGCUGACAUACAAAGGCAGGCUAAGAAGAACAGGCAUCUCAUCGACAAGGGUCUCAGAAUAGUGUACAUAACAACGACUGUUACCAUUUCUUUGAACCUGGUUGCGGUCAUAGCUCUCUCAGCGUCUGGAAUUCUGAGGUUUCGCCGGGCACUUCACAUGUUCAUUAUACUAUGCUGGUUCCUGACGGUUCUGUGCUUCCUCUUCUUUGGAAUAUAUUUCUUCUUACAAAAGUUUGCAAGUGAUACGUGCACAGCUCUUGAAAACUUCCAACAAAAUCCCGAGAACAGCAGCUUGAGCUCAAUCCUUCCCUGUGAUGAAUUACUAUCAGCUAAAUCAGUACUAUUUGAUGUCAGUGGAAGGAUCUACAACCUUGUUAAUAAGGUAAAUGCAAACAUAUCGGCUUUACAGGCAACAUCAUCUCCAAAUCUUGUUUAUGUCUGCAAUCCUUUCUCCGCACCACCGGAGUACCAAUACCAGCCAGACAACUGUCCAGCUAAUACAAUUCGAAUAGGAGACAUCCCAAAGGUGUUGAAGUUGUUAACUUGUUCUGAUGCCAACAAUGAGACAUGUGAAAGGGGACAAUUUUUAACCAAUACUGAUUAUAAGACAGUGGAGGCUUACUCAAGUUCAAUACAGAAUCUACUAAAUGCAUAUCCGGGAAUGGAAAGUCUUUUAGAAUGUCAGUCAGUGAAGGAUGCCUUUUCUGAGAUCCUACUUAAACACUGCAAACCUUUGAAGAGAUAUGUUAAGAUGGUUUGGGUGUCAAUGGUCAUCUUGUCAAUAAUCAUGCUAUUUUUGGUUCUGAUAUGGACAGCAAAAGCUCACCAUGACCAGAACCAUCGUUUUUCAGAUGGUUCUGUGAAACCUCGUUUGGAAGCAGGUGCAGCUAAAGAAGUUAACAGUCACACCAACUCUAAUAUAGUCUAGAAAUUAGGAGUAGGGAGAAAUGCUACAUAUACUUUCAAGUGCUUAUUCCCAAGUACUUACUCCCUGACGUGGCAGUGAAAACCACCAUUGGAUUUUGGAUGGAUUUUCAUUUGUUAUUUCAUCGAAUAGUAAUUUUCACUACACGUCAGAGAAUAAGUAUUUGGGAGUACAUGUAGCAUUUAUUGUGGGGUAAGUCUUAGGAAAAUACUGGAAGAACAAUGCGCAAGCCACUUCCAAAAACUUAAGUAGAUAAUCAUAAGAGAUUGUAAAUAUACAAAAAAAGAAAGUAAAGACCAAGAAGAAUAUUGAUUUCGUAAAAUCUCACGAGGGGGGAAAUGAGUUUGCUUCAGGCAAGAAUUUUUUUGUAACUGAUAUGCAAUCCUUUCCUUCUUUGAUAAAGUAUAGGGCCAAAGCAGGGGACCAACCCCGCUAUGAAGUGUAAGGAAAUAUGUUGAGCAAUAAUUUAUUCUACCUAGUUCAAUUUUUCAUCGCAA